Molecule: messenger RNA, 1925 nt
Organism: Athalia rosae (coleseed sawfly)
Lineage: Eukaryota; Metazoa; Arthropoda; Insecta; Hymenoptera; Athaliidae
Product: RING finger protein 37
Exons: 2
Coding region: 380-1819 (479 amino acids)
Biological process (GO): protein polyubiquitination
Cellular component (GO): nucleus
Molecular function (GO): ubiquitin-ubiquitin ligase activity; zinc ion binding; ubiquitin protein ligase binding
Source: RefSeq, a predicted model, not a curated record
UUGUUUAGAAAUUUCAAUCGAUAUUGUGCUUUUGACACAAUCAUACGAAGAUCCUUCAAGAAAUCCUGUUUGAUUCAUAGGAACAAAGCUAUGGUGUGAUUUUUAAAUUCUACAAAAAAUUGCAAAAUGAUAUGUAGUACCACCCCUCGGAUUUGUUGUGAACUUAUUCGUCAUCCGCGCCCUUAGGGUAAAUACAAAUGUUUUUUUGCCCUCUGGAUUUAUCGUGGUGUAGCUAGUUGUAACCAAAAGUCGUAACCAACUUGUGCUCUGCUAGUGCUCUGUAGGUGCUUUAAAAGUGACAAGUGGUUGUUGAAAAGUCUGUUUAUUACUAGUUCUUUAAAGAAAAUGUAACGAUAAAUACUUCAAAGUCCCAGACGAGAUGCUUCUCAACUUUUGUCAUCCUUGUCUGAGACCAGAGAUCAGCUGUAGUACUAUAAGUACCGAAGAGUAUGAUGUGACAAAUCUUAUCUCUGGGUCAUCAAAAGGCUUUUUGGCAUACUCUUGCAUCAAACCACCGAUUAACAUUGACUUGAACUUCAUUUGCAAUGUACAAAUAAUUCGUGUAAUAAUUUGGCCCGCUGUUGGUUCACAAAAAUCCUCAGGAUUUCAGCUGCUAGCCAGAUCGACGAAUGAUCCCAAAGUGCCAUUCGCCACUCUUUCCUCUGCGUUUUUGAACAAUGAGUCCGGAGUGCUUUUCUACAGACGUGAUAUAAACGAAACAUUAACCUCCGUACCCCCUGGGUUCUUGGCACGUUAUAUAAAGAUCUCUGAUCAGCAAGCUGUCAACAGAGCAAGUUCGCUACGACUAUGUAUUGUGAAAACAGAAAACUCUGUUCCUGCAAUUGGAAGGAUAGAAGUUUGGGGAAGAGCUUCCCGAUGUUGUGGAAGAGAUGUAAUUGCUGAAGUCAAUGCUUUGUGGACACAGGAGCAUAGUCCUUGUAUUUCAGAAUCCAAGAAAUUUUCUGAGCCUCUCCCAAAAGAUAUCAAUGAUGAAAUCUUAGAAAAAAGUGAUUGCCCACUUGAAAUACCAGAGGAUUUUUUGGAUCCCAUUACAUGCGAGAUAAUGGUACAACCAAUUGUGUUGCCUAGUGGUAAAAUUGUAGAUCAUUUCACUUUAGAACGUCAUGAACAAAAUGAAGCUCUAUGGGGCCGCUCGCCUUCGGAUCCAUUUACCGGUAUUCCAUUUAGCGCUAAUUCUAGGCCUGCAGUAGCAACUGCCCUCAAAGUAAGAAUUGAUAAGUUUCUAAUAGAAAAUAGCAAUGAAGAUGAAAUAAAGAAACUACCGAGGUUGUUAGGCCGUAAAAAAUCUCAAUCUCAGGGACAAAGCCAACAAUUGGAUGUUGGAAAAGCGAUUCCAACAGUGGUUAAAUUAAAAUCCGAGUAUUUGUUAAAACGAAAGAUUCCACAUGCAAUAACGAAAAAUCAACAUAAACUGCCCAUUGGGCUAGCAUGUGCAAAGCAAUCCAGCAAAUUAGAUUUUAUACCAACAAAGCGAACCAAAUUUAGUGAUAUUGCAGUAGUAUCAGCUGACAAAGUUGAUGAUGAUAAUCCUGGAAAUAUAAGCAGUAAAAUUGAUAGUGAAUUGGAAUUUAACGUUAAAUCAGUGUUAUCGGGUCUGAAAAGGUUUAGUACCCCAGAAACGUGUGUUGUGCCAGAAGUACCAAAGACUUGUUCAUGUUGCACGAGCGACGAUAUAAAGUAUAAACUACCGUGCGAGCAUAUUGUUUGCCGGAAAGUUCUUACAUCAAUUAAGAUUUUAGAAUGUGAAUAUUGUGGUCAGCCUUACACGACGAACGAUCCUAAGAGGUUGCAUGAAUAGUUUGGCGAUUAACGUUCAUUUUUUUAUUUCACCUAAUCCAAAAUAUAUGCACAUGAGGAACAACGAAUUUGUCGUAAUAAAUAAUUAAUUAGAAAGUCCAUCAAAA